AUGGGAACCACUUUGCGAACAGAAUGCGAUCGAUUGCGAGGAAAAAACAAGCGCUCAUCAAUAUCUUCAGUCGAAAGCUUGGAGUGCCGGCCUUCUGUCGUAAACUCGGAACCUCGGCCUUCUGUCGUAAACUCGGAACCUCGGCCUUCUGUCGUAAACUCGGAACCACGGCCUUCAAUCGUAACCUCGGAGCCUCGGCCUUCUAUCGUAACCUCGGAACCUCGGCCUUCUGUCGUAACCUUGGAACCUCGGCCUUCUGUCGUAAACUCGGAACCUCGGCCUUCUGUCGUAAACUCGGAACCUCGGCCUUCUGUCGUAACCUCGGAACGUCGGCCUUCUGUCGUAAACUCGGAACCUCGGCCUUCUAUCGUAAACUCGGGGCCUCGGCCUUCAGUCGUAACCUCGGAGCCUCGGCCUUCUAUCGUAACCUCGGAACCUCGGCCUUCUGUCGUAAACUCGGAACCUCGGCCUUCAGUCGUAACCUCGGAGCCUCGGCCUUCUAUCGUAACCUCGGAAUACCGGCCUUCAGUCGUAACCUCGGAGCCUCGGCCUUCUAUCGUAACCUCGGAGCCUCGGCCUUCUGUCGUAACCUCGGAGCCUCGGCCUUCUGUCGUAACCUUGGAACCUCGGCCUUCAGUCGUAAACUCGGAACCUCGGCCUUCAGUCGUAAACUCGGAACCUCGGCCUUCUGUCGUAAACUUGGAACCUCGGCCUUCUGUCGUAAACUCGGAGCCUCGGCCUUCAGUCGUAAACUCGGAGCCUCGGCCUUCUGUCGUAAACUCGGAGCCUCGGCCUUCAGUCGUAACCUCGGAGCCUCGGCCUUCUGUCGUAACCUCGGAACCUCGGCCUUCUGUCGUAAACUCGGAACCUCGGCCUUCAGUCGUAACCUCAGAACCUCGGCCUUCAGUCGUAACCUCGGAGCCUCGGCCUUCUAUCGUAACCUCGGAAUACCGGCCUUCAGUCGUAACCUCGGAGCCUCGGCCUUCUAUCGUAACCUCGGAGCCUCGGCCUUCUGUCGUAACCUCGGAACCUCGGCCUUCUGUCGUAACCUCGGAAUACCGGCCUUCAGUCGGCUUUUGAGUUCCUUCCUGCCAGCCUGGAAUAUCAAGCCCAAGUCGCGAAGGGUACUGCGGUCUAGCCCCCCACUCUACCUCUCCACUGGGCUCAUCCCCUCCCCCGAGGGUAUCUUGGUCAACGUGCCUCGUGGGAUGUUGUGAUCCGUUCCCCCACUCUACGCCUACACGGGGCUCGCCCCCUCCUCCGUGGGGAUUAUGGUCAACAUGCCUUGAAAAGUGUUGUAAAGCAUUUCUCCACUCCUCCCCUCCUGGGGGCUCUUGGUCCAGAUGACCCAUUUGCCAAUUGUAUAGAGCCAGUAUGGUGGCUCGUCUAUUUUGCGAGUCUUUCUCUUCGCCUCGUCCUUCCUCGUCGUUUGACUUAAAGAAUCGCUUCUCGUCUUAUACAGCAUUUGGAAACGGUGAGUCUUGACAGAAAGACGUCUGACUAGCACCCGAGUCUGCUCGAAGAUGAAAGCUGUUAUUCCACUCGGUGUUUUCGCCUGCCUGUCCCUCGUUACAACCAUCACUCUCCUCGCCAUUCUCAGCCCUCCGGUCUGGCGCCUCGCAGUGGAGCGGUUCGAGCCGCGAUGCACCGCUUAUUACGCGGCGAUGUCGCGACAAGUCCUGACGCCUCCGAGUACUGGCACGCGCGGCUAAGCAAGCGUUUGCUUCUCGCUCAAGCAUCUUGAUUCGGUUCGAAAUAUUCUCUACAUCGGUAUCGCAGUUUUGAAAUUUCUCCAUUGAUGCACCGAUCGGCGGCAUUACAUUGUACAGAUAGCACGAACGGAGAUACAUCUCUCGUGGACUUAGCAGAUCGAGUAAAUAGGCAGGUUAACUCUGAGCGUAAAACACCGGAAUGACACAGCAGUAAAAUUCUAGAGAAUCGUACUGGAGGCAAAAAAAAACACCACCUAUUCACUAUUUGACGUCAAGAAAUCUUAUGAGCGCACCGUCUUGAUAUGCAAAACGAGGCGGAAUACGGUGUACUCGAUUACACAAGAAAUGCGACAAAAAAUACAGUUAAACUAUUUAUUUUCUAUAGGAUAUAUCACAUAUUUACUUUUAGAAAUAACAUAAAUAUAUAUCGACGUUAUUUGGUAAGCGUCUCUUGUUUCUGUGAUAGUAGGUUAACUUUUGCUUUUAUUUGUCCUACCAUGAGUACUAGAACAACGAUUUGAACAAAACAUCACGAAACUCUAGCACAAAAAACUCACGCACACGCGAGUUCCAAACCCCUUGCUACUAUUAAUGAAACUACUGGUUUUAGACCAGCCUGGUGUACAGUAAUUAGUACUUAAAAACAACAUUAUAAGUACUUAAAACAACAAUUUAUAAAAGAACAACUCUGGACGCCUUUGUCGUAAGGCAAGUAUUUCAUGCAAUUUCUGAAGAAAAAAUUGGCAGAUCCUAGAAAGUGUUAGGCCAGCCAGGAAUAAGGCGCCGUGUGAGCCAUCUACGAAGCAACCAAUCAGAGAAGCGACCACACGUGAACAAAAAAGGGACAACCAAUCAGAGUAUGCACGACAUGUGAACCAAAGAGGGGACAACCAAUCAGAGAAGUGGCAGCAUGUGAGACGGCGCGCUUGGUAGCCAAUCGGCUUUGCGAUGUGGAGUAAAUUGAGGUUUUGACACGCGUUGUGCACUAGUUCAGAAUGGUGGCCCGGGGGGAAACAGCACAUCCAGUUGGUCGAGUAGUC
This is a messenger RNA of Nematostella vectensis (starlet sea anemone), 2752 nucleotides long. RefSeq names its product cell surface glycoprotein 1-like. NCBI's taxonomy places the organism in Eukaryota, Metazoa, Cnidaria, Anthozoa, Actiniaria, Edwardsiidae. The coding region runs from base 1 to 1080 and encodes 359 amino acids. The record is from RefSeq and is a predicted model, not a curated record. The transcript is spliced from 2 exons.